CAGUCCAAGAUGGCGACGCCCAUGGAGCCGGAGGAAGAGUCCGCUGUCUACCUGGUGGUGAGUGGGAUCCCCGCUGUGUUACGCUCGGCUCAGUUACGGAGCUACUUUAGCCAGUUCCGGGAACAGCGCGGCGGAGGUUUUCUGUGUUUUCACUACCGGCACCGGCCCGAGAGAGGCCCUCCGCAGGCGAGUCCCGACGCGGCCCGAGCUGCCCCCGACCCUGCUGCUGAAGAUCCGGUUCUCGCCCAGGCUACAGCCUCCGAUCCCCGCGCUGUCCCCGCCCGGGACUCUGCUGCGGUCCAGACCCGCACUCGCUGCUGCAUCGUCUCGGUGAGGGGAAUAGCCCAAGCUCAGCGGCUGCUUCGCAUGUACUCGGGUCGCCGGUGGCUGGACUCUCAGGGGACCUGGCUUCCCGGUCGUUGUCUCAUCCGCAGGCUUAGGCUACCCACUGAGGCUUCAGAUCUGGGGUCCUUUCCCUUUAAGACCCGGAAGGAGCUACAGAGUCGAAGGGCAGAGAAUGAAGCUUUUACCCUGGCUGACCUAAAGCAGCUCCCAGAACUGAAUCCACCAGUGCUGAUGCCCAAUGGCAAUGUGGGCACCCCCCUGCGGGUCUUUUUAGAGUUGAUCCGGUCCUGCCGCCUGCCACCUCGAAUCAUUACCCAGCUCCAGCUCCAGUUCCCCAAGACGGGCUCCUCCCGGCGCUAUGGCAAUGUGCCCUUUCUCUAUGAGGACUCAGAGACUGUGGAGCAAGAAGAGCAUGUGUACACAGCAGAAGGGGAGGAGAUCCCCCAGGGAACCUGCUUGGAAGACCCAGCAGCAAGCUCCUUUGAUGAGCCUGAGGAUGAAGGGCAGCAAGAGGAAGAGGAGUCUGGCUCAGAAGAUGACGAUGACCGGGGUGAGGAGUGGGAGCGACACGAAGCUCUGCACGAGGACGUGACCGGGCAGGAGCGGACUGCUGAGCGGCUCUUCGAGGAGGAGAUUGAGCUCAAGUGGGAGAAGGGCGGCUCUGGCCUCGUGUUCUACACCGACGCUCAGUUCUGGCAGGAGGAGGAAGGAGAUUUUGAUGAGCAGACGGCCGAUGACUGGGACGUGGACAUGAGUGUCUACUACGACACAGAUGGUGGAGACAAGGAUGCCCGUGACUCUGUCCAAAUGCGCCUGGAACGGAGACUCCGUGAGGGUCAGGAAGAUGGCUCUGUGAUAGGACGCCAAGUCGGCACCUUUGAGCGCCACACCAAGGGCAUUGGCCGGAAGGUGAUGGAGCGCCAGGGCUGGGCUGAAGGCCAGGGCCUGGGAAGCAGGUGCUCUGGGGUGCCUGAGGCCCUGGGUGGGGAUGGCCAGCACCCUAGAUGCAAGCGUGGAUUGGGAUACCAUGGAGAGAAGCUACAGCCAUUUGGGCAACCGAAGAGGCCCCGUGGAACUGGCUUGGGGCUCAUUUCCACAAUCUAUGAUGAGCCUCUGCCCCAAGACCAGAGGGAGUCCUUGCUCCGGCGCCAGCCACCCACCAGCAUGAAGUUUCGGACAGAUAUGACUUUUGUGAAGAGUUCUAGCUGUGCCUUGGACAGACCUUCAGAGCCUGAGUGAGCCUGAGUCCUUGGUCAGGAUCACUCUGUGGCAAGGACAUAGCCCUCUACCCAGGUCUUGCCAUGUGAACCUCUGAAGCAGCCAACAGCCUGGGAGUAGCAGUCUAGGCAACAGGCGCAAACCUGCGGGUGCCCAUUGUUUCUCUACCUCAAAGAUGGUUUCACAAAAAAGCCCCUCCGUCUUCUGGGGUGUUUGUGCCUAAAGGCCUUUCCUUGGUCUCCGAACCCUAGUGCUUGUGUGGGUUUACCCCAGAACACUGAAGAUCUAGACUGCCUGUGACACAGUCAAGUCUGUUUUGGGGUUGUCUGAAGGAGAGCUCCCUGAAGCAAGGAAAAGGGACCAGAGAAUUGAUCCAGAGAGGGUCGGCAGUCCCUCACCACCUCUACCCUCUGGCUAGGGACGGAUCUGUGAGAGAAUAAAUCAGUUUACCUGGCAUGGAAA
Messenger RNA from Grammomys surdaster, 2025 nucleotides. It is a transcript of the gene Gpatch3, whose product is annotated as G-patch domain containing 3. Bases 10 to 1584 code for a protein of 524 amino acids. Gene Ontology annotation, molecular function: nucleic acid binding. Gene Ontology annotation, biological process: negative regulation of RIG-I signaling pathway; positive regulation of DNA-templated transcription; negative regulation of type I interferon production. The record is from RefSeq and is a predicted model, not a curated record. NCBI's taxonomy places the organism in Eukaryota, Metazoa, Chordata, Mammalia, Rodentia, Muridae. The transcript is spliced from 7 exons.